AUGUCUUCUGACAAGAAACCUAUCCUUAUGGUCGCAGGUGGAAAUGGUUUUAUUGGCCCCCACGUUGCUCGUCGGCUUCACGCCGAAAGUUAUUACGUGCGGAUCGCUGAUAUUCAUCCUAUCUCUGCCUUUGCUCCAGAAUCUAUCAGCGCAGAAGUAUUGGUCGGAAACCUUUGUGACAUCGCAUUCUGUCAAAAAGUGAUCCGUGGCGCAUAUACCAUAUUUCAUUUUGCUGCCGCUAUGGGUGGCAUGGGCACCAUACAUUCCACCAAUGAUUUCGUCAUCUAUUCUGAAAACCACACUAUGACACAAAACCUUCUUGCCUCAUCGGUGUCCGCCGGGGUCACUCGUUUUUUCUAUGCAUCAUCUGCUUGUGUCUAUCCCGAGCAUUUACAAGACAGUAACGCUCUUGCUGCAGAUGUCUCUCUUCGCGAGACUGACGUUUUUGCAAAGCCACCCCCCAAGCCUCAAGGACUCUAUGGGCUUGAGAAACUCAAUUCCGAGCUCCUCCUUCACCAGUACGAAUCUUUCAUCCAAAUUCGCAUCGCUCGUUUCCACAAUAUCUAUGGGCCAAGAGGUGCUUGGCGGAAUGGUCGAGAGAAGGUGCCAGCGGCAUUAAUUCGAAAGGUGCUUGCUGCAAACCUCCUAGGCUCAUCUGCACCAACCUUGAAAAUCUGGGGUGAUGGGAAGCAACGUCGAAGCUUCUUGUAUAUCGACGACUGCGUCGAUGCCAUUUUACUCCUCAUGUCAAGUCAGGAUGACAAUGCCGCUCAGCCAAUCAAUAUCGGGUCAGACAGAGCAGUGACUAUCAAUGACCUGGCAGCGAUCGCUCUGGAGAUUAUUGGUGUUCACAAUGCUCAGAUGGUGUACUUUUCUUCUCGGCCUACCGGUGUAUCAGCUCGGAAUUCCAACAACGAGGUCAUUCAGGAUCGUCUAGGGUGGCGCCCACGAGAUGACAGGGGACUUGUGCAGGGAAUGCGCCUUACAGCUGAAAGGAUGUCAUGCGAAAUAGAGCGACUCCCGAUUGGCCUCAGUCAUGAGGAUCGUUCUCGGAUUUACCUUGCCAUCGAUGAGGAUGAUUCAUUCCUGCUCGACGCCGAGAGAAACAGGGCUAUGGAUAUUCUGAUGGCAGGGAAUUUUACAGAUAUCAUAACAUUGGUCUGCAACUUCCCACCCGGGCAGAUCUGUGACCUAUGGCGAGAAUGUGCGAGACGAGCAUGGCAAGAUGGGUGCGAUUACUUUGUCCUCAUGGGUGACGAUGUCGUUUUACAGGAUGAAGGCUGGAUGCGCGACAGCGUCCAAGAGUUUCGCGCGUUAUCAGAACAAGAGCACAUGGAUGCUUUCGGAGGAGAGGUUGUGCCUAAGUCAUUUGUUAAUCAAGAUGGGGACCCUUUUCUGUAUCAGCUUUAUCGCCGAUGGAACUGUUCCCGGAUGUUCCAAUGUCGAAUCUAUAAUUCACUCGGUGGUAGUGGACCCGCAAGAUACGAGAAGCAGCAUUCACCGGACUGGACGUACGAGACUUUGACUGACGCUACCAAGGUGCUGCGUGACUGGCUCGAGAUAGCCGCGCCAGCCGCCACACAGAAGCUUACCCUGGACAUUUCCAGAUUUCCCAUCCUCACAUCCACCUUCGAACUCAAACCAUCCAACACCUGCAUUGUCAUGUUCAUUGUCAUCAUUGAUGACCCACUUUCCCCUGCAAUCGGAGAGCUUGAGCACCGAUUCGCACAUCGUCCAGACGUUCGAAUCCGUAUCAAUGAAGAGAAUCUAGGAGCAUCGGCGUCGCGCAACAGAGGAAUCGCUGAAUCUUCUGCCGAGUGGAUCUAUUCUCUCGACGAUGACGUUUUGCCGAACUCAUAUCUACUUAUCGAAGCCGAGAGGUCGAUGCGCGCCCACCCAGAUGCGGCAGGGUUUGUUGGUAACAUGCAGUUUCCUGUUGCUGAAAGUGUCUUCACGACUGCCGUCCAUCUUGCUGGUGUGACCUAUUUCUGGGACAUCGCAACCAAGAUGGACGAAGAUGUACCGUGGGGCGUCACGGCGAACCUCAUCUAUCGGCGCGACGUGAAGGACAAUGUUCGAUUCAGUCUCCAAUUGCCGAAAACUGGAGGUGGAGAAGAUAUUGCUUUUUGUCGACAGAAGCGUGCUUACUCAGUCUCACAUGGCGGAGAGGGUUUCCGAGCCGCCCCCAGGGUUAUUGCUACCCACCCUUGGUGGAACAAUGGUCAAAGGUCGUACUGGCGAUUUUAUGGGUGGUCAGGGAGAUGGGGCUUUGGUAUCCCUCUUUCCGCAACUGACUUAUCUUGA
Messenger RNA from Heterobasidion irregulare TC 32-1, 2304 nucleotides. RefSeq lists its product as uncharacterized. The transcript is spliced from 5 exons. The coding region runs from base 1 to 2304 and encodes 767 amino acids. Lineage: Eukaryota; Fungi; Basidiomycota; Agaricomycetes; Russulales; Bondarzewiaceae. The record is from RefSeq and is a predicted model, not a curated record.